Molecule: messenger RNA, 315 nt
Organism: Staurois parvus
Lineage: Eukaryota; Metazoa; Chordata; Amphibia; Anura; Ranidae
Source: the annotation of a GenBank genome assembly
UCAACGGAAAGAGCAGAAGAUGUCGGCUCGGUCAUGUGAUCAGCUAUGUCCAAUCACAGCUGAUCGCAUGUAAGUAGGGAAAUGCCAGUUAUUGCCCCAGUAGUGCCACCUGUCAGUGCCCAUCAAUGCCAGCUGUCAGUGCUCAUCAAUGCCACCUGCCAGUGCCCAUCAAUGCCACAUAUCAGUGCCUACCAGUGCCCAUCAAUGCCACAUAUCAGUGCCCAUCUAAGCUGCCUUUCAGUGUCACCUAUCAGUGCCACCCAUAAAUGCUAGUCAGUGCCACCUAUCAGUGCCGCCUAACAGUGCGCAUCAGUG